AAAGCCCAAGAAGACGAAGUAGCCCAAUUGGUUUUGUUGUAUUGAUCGAACUCUCUUCCCUGAAUCGUUGGUGUUGGCGGCAGUUGCAACGCGAUUGCUGCUUAGUACUUCUUGCAAUGUCAGAAACAGAAUCGAUGUUAAUGGAGGAGGAAGAUGAAAACCGGUCCAAUCCGACCGGGGAGGCCACAGCAGAAACUACCAUGAAUGAUGAUCAACAAUCAUACUCGUGGCCUGUGAUUCAGUUCAACUCCCCUCCGCGGCGAACUUACCAUUUCUACAACCAGUUUCGGACUUCUCCCAACCCUAACAACUUCUUCAAGGGCGUGAAAUGGUCACCUGAUGGGUCGUGUUUUCUAACGAGCUCCGAGGACAAUAGUCUUCGUAUAUUCAACUUGCCAGAUUACGGCGACGAUGUUUCCGUCAAUGUCGCGGCUGAAGAGGAUUCUUUUACUUCCAACCUCGUUGUGGGUGAGGGGGAGUCAGUUUAUGACUUCUGUUGGUACCCUUACAUGUCAGCUUCAGACCCUGUUACCUGCGUCUUUGCAAGUACCACACGUGACCAUCCAAUUCAUCUCUGGGAUGCUGCGUCAGGGGAGCUGCGCUGCACAUAUCGAGCUUAUGAUGCCAUGGAUGAAAUCACUGCUGCCUUUUCAAUUGCUUUUAAUCCAGCUGGAACCAAAAUAUUUGCUGGAUACAACAAAUUGGUGAGAAUAUUUGAUUUGCAUCGGCCUGGUAGAGAUUUUGGGCAGCAUUCGACGCUGCAAGGAAAUAAAGAAGGUCAAACAGGCAUCAUAUCUGCAAUUGCUUUUUCUCCUACACAUAGCGGAAUGCUUGCCUUGGGUUCUUAUAGCCAGACAACUGGAAUCUAUAGGGAAGACAAUAUGGAAUUGUUAUAUGUUCUACAUGGUCAAGAAGGAGGAAUUACACAUAUCCAAUUUUCAAAAGACGGUAAUUAUCUAUACACUGGAGGUCGAAAGGACCCAUAUAUACUCUGCUGGGAUAUUCGCAAAUCUGUCGAUGUUGUUUACAAAUUAUACAGAUCAUCUGAAAAUACCAACCAACGGAUAUUUUUUGAUAUUGAGCCAUGUGGGCAACAUCUUGGCACAGGUGGUCAGGAUGGUUUUGUUCAUGUAUAUGAUCUUCAAACUGGGCAGUGGGUAACAAGUUUCCAAGCAGCACAAGAUACAGUUAAUGGGUUUUCUUUUCAUCCAUAUAUGCCAAUGACCGUCACUUCGUCAGGUCACCGAAGAUUUAUAGGACCUGACAAUGACGAUGAGGAUUUGUGUUUAAGUGGUGAUGAAAAUUGUGCUUCUCUUUGGAGCUUUGAUUGUGCUUCAUUAGGAAAUGGUGAUGCUAUCAAUGGCAAUUGACGGCAGAUUUCAAUUCUAGCUUGCAUAAACAUUCUCUUGAAACUUUCAAUCGAACUGUACAGCUGCUUAAUUAUUGUAAAACAUUAUGUGUACCGGAGCUGUUUGAUGAUGGUUUUGGGUAAAGGCUUUGAGGUACCAUUAUUGACGUUUAUGCUAAAUUAAUGUAUAAACUACUUGACCCAUUUCUUAAAAAGAAGGAAAAGAAACUUAGUACAUUGUCUGAA
Molecule: messenger RNA, 1594 nt
Organism: Cucumis sativus (cucumber)
Lineage: Eukaryota; Viridiplantae; Streptophyta; Magnoliopsida; Cucurbitales; Cucurbitaceae
Product: telomerase Cajal body protein 1
Exons: 14
Coding region: 117-1370 (417 amino acids)
Molecular function (GO): protein binding
Source: RefSeq, a predicted model, not a curated record